Schistocerca gregaria is the source of this 2178-nucleotide messenger RNA. RefSeq names its product nuclear protein localization protein 4 homolog. The record is from RefSeq and is a predicted model, not a curated record. Gene Ontology annotation, molecular function: ubiquitin binding; ubiquitin protein ligase binding. Lineage: Eukaryota; Metazoa; Arthropoda; Insecta; Orthoptera; Acrididae. Gene Ontology annotation, cellular component: nucleus. The transcript has 3 exons. The coding region runs from base 220 to 2052 and encodes 610 amino acids. Gene Ontology annotation, biological process: ubiquitin-dependent protein catabolic process.
GUUGGGGGUUUAUUUUUUAGCGUUUGUUCGCGUUUGAGAAGUCAGGGGUGAUUGGUGGUUUCAGAGCUGCCACGGCACACGCGGGACUUUUUGCGGUUUUUCGAUAGCAGGCAGACAGCGCACGUUGAGAGGUGGGCUUAGAGAGCGCUAGGGGCUUUAGGCGUAUUGACGGAGCAGGGUUGAGUUGGCGAAGUCGAUACAGCGAGGCGCCACAGAGCCAUGGAAGGAGCUAAGAUAUUGGUUCGCGUUAGUUCGCACCAGGGAGUGAAGAAGGUCUGGAUAGGGCCAGGGGAGACGGUGCAGAGGUUGAAGUGUCUGAUUUCGGCGGAGUUGGGGAUAUCUGCGGAAACGCAGGAUCUUUGCGUGGUGAAUCGCGGCGAUGGGCCGAGUCGGAUGGUGAGGUUGGACAGGAUGGACGCGACGUUGGGGGAGAUGCGCGUUUUGCACGGGGACAUGGUGUACUUGACGUCGCCGGAAGUGUCGGCGAUGGCGAGAGAGCAGGGGGACAGUAAGGGGGUGGCAGGGGGUCGUGGUGGGAGACGCGUGUUGCACCCGGAGGUCGUGGAGGACGAAGUGGACAGGAAAUUGCGGGAGAGGGAUGGUUGGAUACCUAGGCCAAAGACUAAGUCGUGCGACCACAAGGAGGACGCUAUAUGUUCCGCGUGCAUGCCGCUGGCGCCGUGGAACGUGCAGGAGCACGAGGAGUUGAAGAAGGUUAAUUUGAAGCACAUUCCCUUUCACGCGUGGCUGAGGAAGAAGGAGUACGACUCGCCGAACAAUCCGGUUUAUUUGGAAGAUCCGGCGUGUGUGAUAAUGGAUUCGAACCGCGCGUCGGCGGGGAAGAGCACGCUGAGCGUGGUGUUGGAGAGACAGGUGUACCGACACGUGGACCACGUGGAAUUUGAGUCGUCGACGUUGAUAGAGCGAUUUAUCGACGCGUGGAGACAGACGGGACAGCAGAGGUGCGGCCACCUGUUCGGCCACUACGAGGCGGAGGACAUCGUGAAGGAGUCGCUGGGAAUUCGAGCGGUGGUGAGCGCGAUAUACGAGCCGCCGCAGACGGUGUACAAGGACGAGGUCAUGUUGCUGAAGGACCCGGACGAAGCGAAGGUGGAAGACUUGGCCAAGUCGCUGGGCAUGACGCGCGUGGGGUUUAUAUGGACGUCGCUGAAGGUCAAUGAGAACAUGGAGAUCGUCGCCGAGAGGGACGAGUCGACGUUUAUCCUGACGUCGAAGGAGUGUAUACGGAUGUGUACGUUCCAAAACCGGUAUCCGUCGCCCUGUUCUCAAAGCACGUCCGGGAAGUUCGGGUCGAAGUUCGUGUCGGUGCUGGUGACUGGAAGUCGAGAAGGAAACGCCGAGGUGAACGCGUACCAGAUGUCCAACCAAUUCGCCAGACUCGUGAGAGAUGGCGUGAUUUCGUACAGCAAGCAGAGUCCGAGCUUGAUGAGAGUCAGAGAAAGCGCCGGAAAUGCCAUUUAUCCAGAAAUCCGAUACGUCGCGAAAAACGAAUACGGAUAUAUGGUACAGUUCAAAGCCGACCCGACGUUUCCCAACGAAUACGGAAUCGUGUCGGUCAGGCACUCGUUCCCUAUUCACCCGUCUCCUAAGUUCAGCUGUUUCACCUUCCCUAUAGAAAACAGGCAAGUUUACGAGCUGGCUCCUGGACCACUGGCAAUCCAGGCGCAGCUCGCGAACAACGCCUUUCCGGCCUGCCUGAACGACUGGCACUUCCUCCUCUACAUGAUCAAGGUCAGUCCAGAGCUGAAAGACAGAUUCGUCAACGCCGUCACUUCGCAAUCGACUCUAGACGUGGACCUCCGACGCAUCCUGCAAACAUCGGCGCUGGCCGGGACGCUCCCGACCAACUCGGGCGCGCAAUCCCCCGGCAUGAACAUGGACGUCUGGUCGCCUGUCACCCCCUCCGUCGCGCGCAUCGAAGAAAUGAUCAGCCAAAUCGUCCAGCUCGGAUUCUCCGAGGAACAGGCGAAACAAGCGCUGACGGCCACCAACCACGUCAGCGUCGACCUGGCCCUGGACCUGCUUAUCUAGGACGCUCUUUCUCACCACCACCACCCUUUUUCGCGCGGAAGCGAGCGCGUCGACUCCUCCCGACAGGGACGUCCUUCGGCUCGCGCAUAAAAAGUAACUCGCCUCAUUAAAAAAAAAAAAAAAAAA